Messenger RNA from Symbiodinium natans, 1974 nucleotides. The record is from the annotation of a GenBank genome assembly. NCBI's taxonomy places the organism in Eukaryota, Dinophyceae, Suessiales, Symbiodiniaceae.
AUGAGGCAGCAAGAGGCCGCCAGCCAGAUGACCGAGAAGAGAUAUGCCUUGAUUGAGGUAGAGGUCACUCAAAUGAGCGGCGAAGCCCUCGCCAGCCUCUCCCUUCGCGGCACCUGUGUCAUCAGAGAUGUUAAGCUGAAGCUGGAGAGACAGCAGGGCAUCCCACACCAGCAGGCGCAGCUGGUUGUUCCAGGUGCCUUCAACAAGCUGGAGGAUCACAAGACCAUCGCAGACUGUGGCGUGAGCGGCGGGAAGCUUCUGCUGAUCCUGGUCCGAAACUCGGGCUUUCUGCCAUCAAAACGCUUCGAUGGCUCCUUGGAAGGCUACGUCUUCAAGCUUGGAGACCAGGGACUGGGCUAUUACAUUGAUUCCAUGCAGCGAGCAGCUCUCACAGCAGAGCACAGCCAGCCAGCCACCGCCAGGGAGGUGCAGUGUGACCGUCUCUCCGCUUCACAAACUGCUUGGCCUAGCAGCAUGAGCUCUGCGAACGAGGUGAUGUUUCACGACGGCCCGCGCUUCGUGCUCGAUGCGACCACGGCGCGCCAGCCACGGCAGCUGGCGGCACAUGAACUCGAAUUCCAGAGUCAGCUGGAGGCUGGUGGCCGCCUACUUGGCUUGGACAUGGAAUGGGAGCCCGACCGCUACAAAGGCCAGGACAACAAGGUCGCACUUGUUCAGAUUGCUUUGGGCGGCGCCGUCUGGCUAGUGAGAACUUGUCAGAUUCGACUCCCGGACUUCGUGCGGCGUGCGCUCGUGGACAGCUCAGUGAUCAAAGGCGUCGCUUGCUUUGACGCUGCUGACCGUGAGAAGCUGAAGGCAUCUUUCGGAAUCCAGAUUCCGAAGAAUCCCGAGGCUGCGGGCUAUGUGGACAUCAGCUUGCUUGCCAAGGAGUGCAGUUUUCCUGGCUUCGGGGUCAAGAAGCUCUGCGAUCGCUACGGGCUCCGCAUCGAAAAGAAUGUGAAGACCAGCUGCUCAAAGUGGGCAGCGGCCACAUUGUCAGAAGCACAGGUGCAGUACGCCUGCGAUGACGCCUACUUCACACUGCUGCUUCUGGGAAAGUUGCUGCAAGAAGGGUCGGUUCGGAAAUCUGAGCUGCGCAGUCGGGCAAGGGCAGCCUGUGGCUCUGUACUCCCCACUGCGUGCCACAGCCUAGGCAGGAAGGACAUGUCGAAGGAGUAUGCCUUGCUUAAGGCCUUCCUGGAAGAGCUUUGUGAGGCCACCGCACGAGCCUGCAAGUGCAACGGCGAGGCCAAGAUCCCGCUGAGCCAGUUGGGAGGCCUCCUUGACUCGGCUGGCACGGCAUUCGUCAAGCGCGCGCAAAUGCUGAAUGUCUCCCUUUCCAAGAAGUUCCUCAAGGAGCAGCAUCAGCUCUUCGUGAUGAGCUCAAACGGGGGUGGGGAUUUCGUGCGAGCGCGCUCUGCUGCUGAGAGAGCUCCUUUCAAGCAGGAGGAGCUCUCGCUGCCGUGGGCAUCAUCGCCAAAGAUGUCCUUGCAGACUUGGUUGGCCCUUCAGCUUCAGCCUCCCAUGGAUCCGGUGGAGCUCUCAGGUCGACUCUGCCUUUUGGCCCGGGCACUCGACUCGGAGGGUGACUCAGCAGCAGCGGUUGAGCUCCGCGCACUUGCAAGCGAGGGGGUCCCAUCGCAAGGAUGCGCAGAUGGCACUGCAAGCUCAAGCGACGAGCAGAAAACAACAGUGCCACCGCGUAAGGCCUUCGACCCCAAGACAACGGUGGUGGUCCGCGGCAUCCCCAAGGAUUGGACCCAGGAGGCUUUCAGGACCACCAUGGAGCUCCAGUUUGGCUCGGUCAGCGAACUCCUCAUGCCGAAAGACAAGGGAGGGCGGCACCGAGGCUUGGCCUUCGUCUCAUUCCAACACCCUGCAGUGGCGGAGCAGAUUCUGCAGAGCUCGCAUGCUGCUGACGCAUUGCGAGAUGACGCUCAAUUGACGUUCGAUGCCUAUAUUCCCAGAGCGUAG